AAUUGAUUUAGUCCAGCCAACAUCAACAUGGAAACAUGACGCUUCUUUGAUUUUAAAACUUGAAGAAAUUAUUACAGUCAUAGAUGUAGGCUAGAUGAUGUGAUUCCAGAAGCAUAACCCUCAAUAUAUUUGUUUAUUUGAAGAUGCUUAUCAAGAAUAAUGUUUGAUUGAAGUAUUAAUUAUUAUACAUAAACAAAACAAUACAUGUAUACCUAACAAAGCUAGUGAUAUUAUUGUUUGCGAAGAAGACAUUUUUUUUUUGUUUGAGUGAUUUAAGUUUAUUGAAAUUAUGCAAUCUAACAGGAAUAAACCUCGUCCAUUAGGGAUAAUGAGACAAAGUUUAACCGGACUUGAUAAAACACCACAUUUACCUCGUCUUUCAACUGAUACACUGUUUCAUGAUUCUAAAUUGGACAGAAAUUAUCGUGGAAUACAGGGAAAUGCAAUGUCAGUGCCACCAACUUAUAUUAAAGACAUUUCUCAAACACCAAACAGAGAUUACUCUGACGAAAGACGGAAAAGUUCAUCAAAAUCAACGCAAUCAGAAUUGAGCAAGUCACCUGACCCUUUAACAAAAAGAGAGUUACGAGAUGCAUUAAAUCGUGAAAAAGACUUAAAACAACAAGUGACUGAUUUAUUAAAAAUUAUUGAAGAACUUCGAGCUGAAAUAGCAACUAAAGAUACAACAAUAUCAGAGUUACAAGACACUCUUCAAAAACAGGAGAGCCAGUUUAAAAGUAAUUUAGCUCAAGAAGUUGAAAGACAUCAAGAAACUAAAUCCAAACUAGAAACUGCAAACCAAAAUAAUAAAGAACUUCAUUUAGAAAUAGAAAAAUUAAAAUCAGAAAAUGAAUACCUUCUAGAAAAAAUAAAGAAAGAGUAUGAAAAAAACCUGACAUCAGUAAUAGAAGAAAAAGAGAAAGAAAUAAAGAUAAGAGAUGAUAAACUAGUUAAAUUAAAACAACACAUGGCCGAUGCCCUGAAAGGAAACUCAUGGGAGAGACAACAGCAAUUAGAAGAAUUAACUAAAGAAUUGGCUAAAAUACAAGAUGAAGCAGAUAUGUUGAGAAUGAAGAUCAAAUCUGUCACUAAAACUAAACAGGGUCCAUGCCACAUAUGUGUAGAGAGUGCAAAUAAAUUACAGAGGGCAUUACAAGCGAUAAAAGAAAGAGACCAAACGAUCAAAGAACUAAAAGGUUUAGCAAUAAAAUUUGAGACUCAGCUUUCACAGCAAGAUCAACUUCUCAAAAUGUGGGCUGAUGAAAAAGGGCAUAAGGUCAAGUUGCCUAAAUGAAACAUAAAGCAUUUAGACAAUUUUGGUCAAAUACAUGACAGCAUUAUCCUCAUAUGACCCAGGUUUUCUAUUAACAAAAUUUGGACAGUUAAUUGUAGGUGAUUAUUUCAAUAAAAUAGCAAUUAAAUAAUAGCCUGAAAAUAGCGCUUCCUAAAAUAUUAUGGGUUUCUAAUUCUACAGGGUAAUAUUUGUAUCUAUUUGGUUCCAAAAAUUAUUUAUCUUUAUACUGAUUUUGCUACAUGUUUACCAGAUUGGUCACAUUAUAUAUCUUGUUAAUGAUAUGUGUGUUCUACUUUAAAUUCCAUUUGAGCAUAUUUAAGUUGGGAAUUUUUCUUUUAGCCUUGAUUAUAUAGAUGUAUAUAAUUUAAAGAUUAAUGAAUUAAAAAAAAAAAAAAGAUUGUCAUUUAUCUGAUUACUUAAUUAUUGUUAUUUUUGUAUGAAAAAUGGUUUGAAAAAGACUUAACAUUAAAUAUAACUAGGGCUGUGCCGAUAUACCAAUAUGUAUAGAUACGUUUGAUCAAUAUUUAUAUCAAUAUGAGAAUUGCAAGAUUACCUAUCUUAUCACUGUAUCAUUGAAGCAUGUAUUUUUUACAGAAAGACAAUGAAACCACAUUCAGUUUUGAUAAGAGGGAUGUAAUAGGGCUAUUGUCUUGGUGCCAUAACAGACAUUUUUAGCUAUAGUAGACAAUAAAAAAUAGGCUUAAAAACAAGGUAUGAUUGAAAAUUCAAGAAAGCUUGUAAAUAAUUUGGACAGUAUCGGCACAGCCCUAAUAAUAACUUCAGACCAUAAUUCAAUAUCAAUAUUUUGAUUUAGCAAUUUUUAUUUCCUUGCAGGGGCGAAUGUCCCUUUCUAGAGACUAAAUUAUCUCCCUUUUAUAAAGAUAUCAAUACUUUCAAUUAAAUUCUUGUCUUGUAUGUUCAUGUACUUCACUCAAUAUAUACUGGUACUAAAGAGAAUAAAGUUACCAGUGAUGUUUGUUUUAGGGCCCCUUUCUGAAAACUAAAUUAUCUCCCUCUAAGGAGAACUAUGCCCAUGACAAAUAUUUAAUGACAUACCUUGAAUAUUUUCUUGAAUGAAAUUGAUUAUGUAAAUCAGGGUACAUUUUGUUAAUGUUUGUUAUAUUAUUUUUAAAUGAAACGUUUUUUAAAAUAUUGUUAAUGAGGUAUUAUUCUAGAAACAGUAUUAUAGUUAUUUUUUUUAAUUCAUAUUCAUUCUUCAUUUUCCUUUGUGAUCAACAGAAUAAAAAAAAUAAUUUCAA
Patella vulgata (common limpet) is the source of this 2553-nucleotide messenger RNA. RefSeq names its product interaptin. The record is from RefSeq and is a predicted model, not a curated record. NCBI's taxonomy places the organism in Eukaryota, Metazoa, Mollusca, Gastropoda, Patellidae. The transcript has 7 exons. Bases 290 to 1294 code for a protein of 334 amino acids.